AUGGAUUCUACACAAACAAAUUCAAAAACGAAACCCAACUACUUUUUGAAAUACAGUUUGAUUGGACAUAAGAAAGCUGUAUCUAGUGUAAAAUUUUCACCAGAUGGAAAUUGGUUAGCAAGUGCUUCUGCUGAUAAAACGAUAAAAAUUUGGAAUGCAAUUAAUGGCCAAUAUGAAAAAACUUUUGAAGGACAUAAACAAGGUGUUUCUGAUAUGGCAUGGCGCAAUGAUUCAUUGACUCUGUGUUCUGGAUCAGACGAUACAACUAUAAGAAUUUGGAAUUUGAAUAUGGACGAAUCAAUAAAAGUACUUAAAGGUCAUACGAAUUACGUAUUUUGUGUAAAUUAUAGUCCACGAGGGAACAUUAUAGUUUCAGGGUCAUUUGAUGAAACUGUAAGAACAUGGGAUCCUAUAAAUGGAACGUGUCUAAGAAUUAUGUCUGCACAUUCUGAUCCAGUUUCUGGUGUACACUUUAAUCAUGAUGGAACAUUGAUUGCUUCUUCAUUUGUGAAAUUCUCACCGAAUGGCAAAUAUAUUCUUGCUUCAACACUUGACAACACAUUACGGCUUUGGAAUUAUAAUACAGGAAAAUGUUUGAAAGAUUAUACUGGACAUUUAAAUCAUAAAUAUUGUAUAUUUUCUAGUUUUUCUUUGAAUACUGGUGGUUCUGGUAGUAGCGGUGGUAAAUGGAUAGUUAGUGGUAGCGAGGAUAAUAAUAUAUAUAUAUGGGAUCUACAAAGUAAAGAGAUUGUACAAAAAUUAGCAGGUCAUAGUGAUGUCGUUAUUAGCGUUACAUGUCAUCCUAAAUAUAGUAUAAUUGCAUCAGGUGCAAUAGGAAACGAUAGAUCGAUCAAAAUAUGGUUUGAUAUGCAAGAUGAGAAAUUACAUAAUAUUUCUUGA
Molecule: messenger RNA, 900 nt
Organism: Entrophospora candida
Lineage: Eukaryota; Fungi; Glomeromycota; Glomeromycetes; Entrophosporales; Entrophosporaceae
Source: the annotation of a GenBank genome assembly